Amphiprion ocellaris (clown anemonefish) is the source of this 4226-nucleotide messenger RNA. It is a transcript of the gene puraa, whose product is annotated as purine-rich element binding protein Aa. Gene Ontology annotation, molecular function: DNA-binding transcription factor activity, RNA polymerase II-specific; RNA polymerase II transcription regulatory region sequence-specific DNA binding; purine-rich negative regulatory element binding. Gene Ontology annotation, cellular component: nucleus. Lineage: Eukaryota; Metazoa; Chordata; Actinopteri; Pomacentridae. The transcript is spliced from 2 exons. The coding region runs from base 234 to 1091 and encodes 285 amino acids. The record is from RefSeq and is a predicted model, not a curated record. Gene Ontology annotation, biological process: regulation of transcription by RNA polymerase II.
CAUCUUGUGAAGCAGGCAGAGAAGCAGUCCGCUGCGCCGUCACCAAGGGGGCCCUCGGAGCGCAUUCACAUGAGUCGUUCUGCUCGUCUUGUCUCCUGCUUCACGCCGGCGAGGCUCUAAAGGCGCUCCGGCUGCAGACCGAGCGGGCUGAAGAUCUCGCGAGAGCUCCGGAGUUGGCUGUGGCUGGCCGUGGGUUUGCAGCAGACAGAGGGAGAAGGCAGGCAGGCAGCAUCAUGGCGGACAGAGACAGUGGAAGUGAGCAGGGAGGAGCAGCGACGGGCCCAGGCUUCGGUUCCAUGCACCUAGCGACAGGAGGGGCGGGCUCCGCUUCCGGGCUCCAGCAUGAGACGCAAGAGCUGGCGUCGAAGAGGGUUGACAUCCAAAACAAACGCUUCUAUUUGGACGUUAAGCAGAACGCGAAAGGCCGCUUCUUAAAGAUAGCAGAAGUCGGGGCCGGUGGAAACAAGAGCCGCCUCACUCUCUCUAUGUCCGUGGCGGUCGAGUUCCGUGACUACUUGGGGGACUUCAUCGAACAUUAUGCCCAGCUGGGUCCCAGCAACCCGGGACUGGUACAAGACGAGCCGAGGCGAGCGCUCAAAAGCGAGUUCUUGGUCCGAGAGAAUCGGAAAUACUACAUGGAUCUGAAAGAGAACCAGAGGGGACGGUUCCUGAGGAUUCGACAGACCGUUAACCGGGGGCCCGGUUUGGGAUCCACGCAAGGCCAGACGAUUGCUCUGCCUGCCCAGGGACUUAUUGAGUUUCGUGACGCUUUGGCUAAACUUAUUGACGAUUACGGUGUAGAGGAUGAACCUGCAGAGUUGCCCGAAGGGUCAUCAUUGACUGUGGACAACAAACGGUUUUUCUUCGACGUCGGAUCCAAUAAGUACGGUGUGUUUAUGAGGGUAAGCGAGGUGAAGCCAACGUACCGCAACUCAAUUACGGUGCCCUACAAAGUGUGGUCCAAAUUUGGGAAUACUUUCAGUAAAUAUGCCGAGGAGAUGAAGAAGAUCCAGGAGAAACAGCGGGAGAAAAGGGCAUGCGAGCUGCAGCAACAAGAGGAGAUGCAGGCGGACGAUGGAGACGAGGAUUGAUAUAGAGAGAGCAAAAAACAUGAAAGAGUAAUGAAAAUAACAGAAUUAUAAUUAAAAACUCUACUGUAUAAAGAAAGAAAUCUAAAGAUUUAACUGUAAUGGUUUAACUCCAAGGGAGCAUCACCCACAAUAUAAGAAACCUCCACAACCUGACAGUUACGACAUGUUGUCACUCAUCGCUGGAUGUUACCCCACUUAUCCACCAUUAAUACAGUAACAGGCUGCUAAACAAAGUAAUAACAUUAUAUUUGAACAUUGUUUCCUACUUGACAAACAAUAUUGAACUGAGUGUUUAUUUCCCUUAUUAACAGAAAACUUUUGUACCAGUUAAAGCUAUUGUAAAAAAAAAAAAAGUGUUUGCAAUGUUCAAAUGGAAUUAUUGCCGAGUUAAGAGGAAAAAAGUUUCCUUUUCAUGUGAGCUAAUGACUUCAGCACAAAUCAGAUAUUUUAAUUUUUAAAACCAAAAUUCAAAAACUUUGUAAAAGGUUGUCACAUGUACUUGCCAUCCUAUUUACCUUUACCUGUGAGUAGAGAUGUGUUUACACAUAAAAUCAUAUGAGGGCUAGGCCUGCUUCGGAAACUGGUUAGAUGUCAUGCAGUAUAAAAAGGAACAUAUAGGCAUUUUCAUGAAAUGAAAUAAGUGCUCUAUUUGUUGUGCAAUAUGCAUUGCAUAGAAAUCAAAUAUAUUGAACUGGCCAAUGGAUCUUGACAUGAAGACAUUUGCCAGAGGCAUUCAAAGAAAUAUUAAUAUUGUAAUUUUUGUUUCAGUUGAAAUUGUUGCCAUGCAGAUGGAUAUAUUAUUGACUACCUUUGUGUCUCGUUGUUAAUGCAAUGUGUUCAUUUUAAAGGUACUAAAUGUGUAUUUGAUAGAGGAAAUGCAGUGACGACAUGUAGCAAAUGGCCUGAAUUGCAGAUUAUUUAAGACCAACACCCUACACAUACUGUGUUGAUUGGCAUAGUAAAAUUCAGAGGAGCAUUAUUGGUGAGCUUAUCUGGAACAGCAACGUUUUGUAAUCUUGUUCGGUUAAAAAAAACGUAAGUGGUGCCAAGGAGUGCUGUUGCUGCAUGUUAAUCUGCACUAAGAUAGAUUUCGUUGGUCUCCCAAAAUAUUGGCUCAAGGACCCUUCCAUAUGUAUCUUUAUCUGCCUAUAUUGUACAAAUCUCAAAUUUGAGUGAUUUCCAUCCAAAGGCUUGGUGUAGUUAUAGUGGAAGUUGUUUAAAAGUGUGAUUGUAAAAGGAGCGACCUUGUGAACAGUAAUCAAAACAUCUCACCAUCACACUAUGAGGAGGGCCACUGAGGAGCACGCCUGGCCUAGCCGGGGUGAGGAGGGUUCAGUUCACCUGUUGGUGAAUCUCCAGUAUGUCAGUGGAUGUGCCCAUCCCUACCAGUUUAAGAUCUGAAGGUGUGAAGUUCAGUGGAGCUACUUUGGAUACAUACUCACAGCUCUACUUUAGAACUUUAUGCCUAAAUAUCUACUUGGGGGUGAUAAGAUUCUGUUUUGGUCUAAUUGUAAAUAUUUGGGCUGCCACACGGAAAACAACUGGUUCUAAUCCAGUUCAGUCGCAUCUCAUAGAUGUGUGAUAGCAGUUUUAUAAACUCUGUCAGUAAUCUCCAGAGAAACUGGCAACAAUCAGAUAAUGUCAGAUUUACCUCAGCAUUGAAUUAAAUGAUUGCUCCCAUGUUUAGAUUGACUGGAAACCAGCAAACUAGACUGUCCUUGACCACCUAUUUUUGGAGCCUCUGGUAUAGCCUAAAAGAUACCUGAUUGGGAGCAUCCUCUUCAGCAUAUAAACAACCUGGUGCCUUACACACUCCGCAUGCUUACACGCUGGCCUGGUGCUUUGGAUCGCAGUUUGGCUUCUUUCUGUUAUUGUUUCCUCUUUCUUUCUUCCAUUUUUGUGUCUCAGCCCCCCUCGUGUGCUAGCACACGACUUGUGGUGCUAAAAGGGUUUGGUUACAAACCCUUUAAAAAAAACAUAGGAGCAGAAUUCUUAACUUUUUUCUGCUUCCUUCCUUCUUCCCUAACUUCAAUGCCAUCGCCAUCUCCCAGCCAUCCAGGUAUCGGCCUACAUGUAAACAUGGAAGGGGGUGGUCACCUAGAUGCAAGAUGAUGCAGAAGAGUCGGCUCUUCACUAGCCAAGCGCAUUAGCAGGGAGAGCAGGGGCUGAUUGGGAACAUCAGUUGGGGCCUGAAAUGAUAGAAAUUGUUGUUGGUCGAGCCCCCCACCCCCCCCUUGAAAUGCUUCUUCUACGGCUUGGGUAGUUAUGUGUAUGUUGUAAGUCGCUCAAUUAAUGGGGAGUAGCAAGCAUGUCUUGUUUUGUUUUAUUUUUUGUUUUGUUUUGUUUUAUGUAGUUUUACCUUUUCAGCGUUAUUCCACAUUAUUUGUAAUUUUGGAAUGUUUUCGCCCACAAAAAAUAUAUCUAUUUUUUUCUGUGCAACAUUUCAUCACUGUGUGCAAUAUCGUAUGUGCCAAUGGUGGCAAUAUAUGUAUAUCAAUUAAAUAUAUGAUUACUAUUUGAAAGCAUGUGGCUGAAUUCCAUGUUUAUUUCUCAUGAAGGAGUUGUACGCCUUUAUUUGCACUCAAAGCUCCAUCCUGGAGGAAAAUAUAGUAAACCAAGGUCUUAGCAGCCUGUUGAGUCAAGCAGUUCACUUAUGUACUUUAACUUGAAACAGAACAUUGUCACUGCAAGUGUGUCCCUCUCAAGGAAAAGGGUAAACUUGGCUUAUGGUUUGUCGAAGGUAGACUGUAAACAUACAGUGGAGUUUUUGUGAAAAGGAAAACAAAAGAAACAAAAGAAGAAAAAAGAAACGGUGAAAUCUCCAUUUUAGCUUUAAGCUAAGAAACGGUGCUUCAGUCCAAUCCUCAUUAAGGUGUAUGGUGAACUGUCUUCAGUGGUUGUUGUGUGUAGCACUUUGCUUUCCCAGGUUAAUGAAAUGCCUGACCAAUACUUGUUUAAAAUGAUCUCAACAAAGAAUGUCGUUCUCUCUUAUGUUGCCUCUUUUUUCUUUUUUUUUUUUUUUUUAAAGAGGGUAUUUGAUUUUCUCAUUUGGUUUUUUGAUGCAUUAAAUAUAAUUUAUGUACAUUUGACAAAUUUUAAAAAUAAAUUUAAUUUACCCAUGAGGGAAAAUCUACA